This is a messenger RNA of Sceloporus undulatus (fence lizard), 1943 nucleotides long. Its product is annotated as zinc-binding protein A33-like. Gene Ontology annotation, molecular function: protein binding. Bases 141 to 1517 code for a protein of 458 amino acids. NCBI's taxonomy places the organism in Eukaryota, Metazoa, Chordata, Lepidosauria, Squamata, Phrynosomatidae. The transcript has 7 exons. The record is from RefSeq and is a predicted model, not a curated record.
UUUGAAGGUUCGAUGGGCUCCAUUUCUUGGUUCCUGAGUGAGAAGCGGAGCUGAUUUUGUUUGUUUGUUUGACGGAGGCCGCGCGCACCUCUUUCUGGGGUCUUCGGAGGAGAGGGAAGUUGGGGAAAGACGGCGAAGAAAUGGCCCACAGUUGCCAGGAGCAGAGCCUUCGGGAAGAGCUGACCUGCGCCAUCUGUUUUGAUCUCUUUCGGGACCCGGUCAUGCUGGACUGCAUGCACCAUUUUUGCCAAGAGUGCAUCCAGAGCUACUGGGACAGUUGCUCGGAUGUUGCCACCUGCCCUCAGUGUCGGCGUGAGUUCCCUACCCGGUCUUUCCGCCCCCAGUACCUUGUUUCUGGAGUAGUGGAGAAAGUUAGGAGGUGCACCUCAGAAGAGCAUAGGAGAAAAGUACAGCAGCACCUUGAAGAGGCACUUCAGUCUUUCCACAUGGAGCAUGAGAAACUGAUGAAAAUGAAGCUAGGGGCUGAGGAAAAGAUCUGCAGCUUGCUGAAAACAUCUGGUGAGUUGAAUUCAAAGAUUCGUGCAGCAUUUGAGCAUCUUCAUCGUAUCCUUGACAAGGAGGAAAGAACUGUACUGAUGGAACUAGCACGGGAGGAAGGACAAUGGUUGAUGAGACUGGAAGGAGACUCUGCACGACUAGCAGAGAGGAUGUCUGAUUUAAAGAAGAACAUGGAACAUAUACAGCAACAGAUUGACAACCUAGAGAUUCCAUUGCUUUUGGAGGUGGAAAGUGUGACAGUUAGGUACGUGUCUAGAAAGACAAGAAGCUGUUUCUCUCUUAUCUCACCUGUUCUGCUGCAGUGGAAUGUUUGUGUUUUUUUAAGUUGGGAGGAAGAGCCAGCCACAGAUGUGGAAGCACUGACUACUUUUAGCAUAGAGCAGCACAAGGACCUGUAUGAUGGGCCCCUGCAGUACACAUUUUGGAGAAAGAUGCUGAAGUCAGUCAGCCCAGCUCCAGCCCCUCUAGUCUUUGAUCCAGAAACAGCCCACCCAAACCUCAUCCUCUCCAAAGAUUUGACUGCAGUAACGGAGAGAGAGACACCCCAACAUGUGUCAAGAAGUCCAAAGCGCUUCCUGCAGAGUGUGAACAUCCUGGGAAAAGCAUCCUUUGAGAGUGGGAGACAUUACUGGGAGGUUUGGGUGGGCAACAAGACCAAGUGGGACCUGGGAGUGGCAGCACACUCUGUGGACCGAACAGCUAGAGUCAGGCUGUGCCCUGAGAACGGCUACUGGGCUAUACGACUACGUGAGGACACUGAGUAUUGGGCUGCAGCCACCCCCUGGGUGCGCCUGAGGCCUCGGCAUUCACUAAAGAAAGUGGGCAUCCUGCUGGAUUGCAGUACAAAUAAGGUGGCCUUCUACAAUGCCGAAGACAUGUCCUUUCUAUUUGCCUUCCACCAAGCCCAGGCACACAAGUUCUACCCUUUCUUCAGCACUUGCUUCAGUGAUGGCAAGAAGAAUCAGGCGCCCAUGAGGAUCUGCCACUUGAAUCUGUAGGAAGAUGGCAACAGGGUGCCAUUGACUGCCUUCUGGACAGGAUUCCUGUUGACUUGCCUGUACUCCCAACUCCAGUGAUCUUUCUUCCUGUGGCCAAAAUUAGAAAAUGUUUCUUUGGGCAUUUUUCUUUCCGUCUCUCUGCUUGUGAGCUUUUUGUAUUUUUAGGACAAUAUAACCUCUGGGACCCUAUGGUCCCCAAUUAUAAAUAACAAAUUAAGAGGUAUUUAUGUCUUGGUGCAAAAAAGAUACCCCCCCCCCCCCCCACUAGAGGUUGGUGGGAAACACAACUGUUCUAUUUCACAGGAACAAUACAUCUUCAGUAAGCUUUGUACAAAGAAGAUGGCAGACUAAUUACAACCAAUAGCAUAAUGAAUAUAUCAUAAGACAAUAAAUAAAUGCAAAACAUUAAAAAGAUACAUACCAUCA